AUGCAGAAGAGCAUCAGGUACAACGAGGGCCACGCCGCGUACCUGGCGCUGGCGGCAAGGCGGGAGGGGGCCCGGCGCGGAUACCUGGGCAAGCGGACGGCCGACAACAGGUGGCAUGACAAGUGGUUCGCCCUCUUCCAGAACCUGCUCUUCUACUUCGAGCACGAACACAGCGGGCGGCCGGCCGGCAUGUACCUGAUCGAGGGCUGCACCUGCGAGAGGGUCGCUUCCCCCAAGCCCCCGGCUACCGCCCGGGACCCCCUGGACAAGCAGCAUUACUUUACCAUAAACUUUGGCCAUGAAGGACAUAAACCUUUGGAGCUCCGGAUUGAGGAAGAGGCCGACUGUGAAACUUGGGUGGAUGCAAUUCAACAGGCCAGUUACUGUGAUAUUGUAAUUGAACGAGAGAUACUGAUGCAGAAGUACAUCCAUCUGCUUCAGAUCGUGGAGACAGAGAAAAUCGCAGCCCAUCAACUCCGACAGCAACUUGAGGAUCAAGACACUGAAAUUGAGAGAUUGAAAGCUGAGAUUGUAGCUGUGAACAAGACCAAGGAACGGAUGCGUCCAUACCAGGGAAAUCCCGAGGAUGAAGACCCGGAUAUUAAAAAGAUUAAAAAGGUUCAGAGUUUCAUGAGGGGUUGGCUGUGUAGAAGGAAGUGGAAGACGAUCGUUCAGGAUUACAUCUGCUCCCCCCAUGCAGAGAGCAUGAGGAAAAGGAACCAAAUAGUCUUCAAUAUGGUAGAAGCAGAAUCUGAGUACGUGCAGCAGCUGUAUGUCUUGGUCAACUGUUUCCUGAGGCCCCUCAGGAUGGCGGCCAGUUCAAAGAAGCCCCCUAUAAGUCACGAUGAUGUCAGCAGCAUUUUCCUCAACAGUGAGACAAUCAUGUUCCUUCAUGAGAUAUUUUACCAAGGACUGAAAGCACGGAUAGCAAACUGGCCCACCCUGGUGCUGGCUGACUUGUUUGACAUAUUGUUACCGAUGCUGAAUAUUUACCAGGAGUUUGUCAGGAACCACCAGUACAGUCUGCAAGUAUUAGCGAACUGUAAGCAAAACAGGGAUUUUGACAAGCUGUUGAAACAGUACGAAUCAAACCCAGCAUGUGAAGGCCGGAUGUUGGAGACCUUCCUUACAUAUCCCAUGUUUCAGAUCCCACGAUAUAUAAUAACAUUACAUGAGCUGCUUGCUCACACACCACACGAGCACGUGGAAAGAAAAAGCCUAGAAUUUGCAAAAUCAAAAUUGGAAAAUCUUUCGAGGGUAAUGCAUGACGAAGUGAGUGACACCGAAAACAUUAGGAAAAAUCUUGCAAUAGAACGAACAAUUGUAGAAGGAUGUGACAUUUUGCUGGAUACAAGCCAAACAUUUGUACGCCAAGGUUCCCUCAUACAGCUCCCUUCAGUGGAGAGAGGAAAGCUGGCCAAAGUUCGCUUAGGUUCCCUGUCGUUGAAGAAAGAAGGAGAGAGGCAAUGUUUCUUAUUCACCAAACAUUUCCUAGUCUGCACAAGGAGUUCGGGAGGAAAACUACAUCUGUUGAAGGCUGGAGGCGUCCUUUCCCUGAUAGACUGCACUUUAAUAGAAGAACCUGAUUCAAGUGAAGAUGAGUCAAAAGGCUCCAGUCAUGUCUUUGGGCAUCUGGACUUCAAGAUUGUGGUGGAAUCUACAGAUGCCCCACCAUUCACAGUUGUGCUGUUAGCUCCAUCGAGACAAGAAAAGGCUGCGUGGACGAGUGACAUCAGUCAGUGUAUAGACAACAUACGGUGCAAUGGCCUAAUGACCAACGUCUUUGAAGAAUAUUCAAAAGUAACUGUGCCUCAUAUGAUAAGAUCUGACAUCCGACUCCACAGCGACGAUACUGAUAUCUGCUUCAGUAAGACGCUGAACUCCUGUAAGGUACCACAGAUUCGCUACGCCAGCGUGGAGCGGCUGCUGGAGAGACUGACUGACCUGCGCUUUCUCAGUAUUGAUUUCCUCAAUACCUUCCUCCACACCUACCGAAUAUUCACCACUGCACUGGUGGUCCUGGAGAAACUGACCGACAUUUACAGAAAACCUUUCACCUCCAUCCCUGUCAGAUCACUGGAAUUAUUUUUUGCAACCAAUCAAAACAACCGGGUGGAGCACGUGAAUGACGGUAAAUCCCCAAGACUGUCUCGGAAAUUUUCUUCACCUCCUCCACUGUCAUUCUCUCGAACGUCCUCACCAGCCCGGACCCGGAAACUUUCGCUCAGCUCCCCUGUGAGCUCUAAAACAGGAGCUCUUGACCUUUCUACAUCGUCCACGUCGGGUACAACUUUUGCCCACAGCGCAGUUAUCUCUCCACCUCCUGUGGCAAGCAAAGUACCAUUGGAUCUGAGCAAAGGUCCCUCAUCCUCAGACCAGGGUCCUCUCUCAACAGAAGAAAACUCAGAGCAUCCCCGCAUUGAUAUAUGUAACAAGUUGAGAAGAAGCAUCAGGAGAGUUCAAUCUGGUGUGAUGGGACCUGGAUGUAGGGAGAUGGACAACGCACGAUGCUCUGUGUCUCCGGCUUCAGCAUUUGCCAUUGCCACAGCAGCGGCGGGACAUGGGAGCCCGCCACCCGAGAACACCGCCGUGCAGGAAAAGUUCCGACGCGUCUCCAUGGGAGGGGCAGGAUUUAGCAAUUCAGAGCGCAUGUGUGACAAAGAGUUUCUAAUUCGCAGGGCAGCUACAAAUCGUGUUUUGAACGUCCUUCGACACUGGGUUUCCAAGCACUCUCAGGAUUUCGAGAUGAACAGUGAACUGAAGUCAAACGUUAUAAAUUUGUUAGAGGAAGUGAUGCGUGAUCAUGACCUGCUACCCCAAGAAAGGAAAGCCACAGCCAACAUCUUAAGUGCCCUCUCACAGGAUGAACUGGACGAUGCUCAGCUGAGGAUGGAAGUUUUAUUACAGAUGACAGAUGGCCCCAGGAUGGAAUCCUUUGAGACUCUGUCAGUCAUGGAAAUGGCAGAACAGUUGACGCUCCUUGAUCAUAUUGUUUUCAGAAGCAUACCAUACGAAGAGUUUCUUGGUCAGGGAUGGAUGAAACUUGAUAAAAAUGAACGAACACCAUACAUCAUGAAGACUAGCCAGCACUUUAAUGAUAUGAGUAACCUUGUUGCUUCUCAAAUCAUGAUGCAUGCUGAUGUAAGUUCACGCACAAUUUCUAUUGAGAAAUGGAUAGCAGUGGGAGACGUUUGCCGAUGUAUGCACAACUACAAUGGUGUCCUUGAGAUCACAUCAGCCCUGAAUAGAAGUGCCAUCUACAGAUUGAAGAAAACCUGGGCAAAAGUCUCUAAACAGACUAAAGCGCAAAUGGACAAGCUUCAGAAAACUGUGUCAUCAGAAGGAAGAUUUAAAAAUCUAAGGGAAACACUGAAAAAUUGCAAUCCACCCUGUGUUCCAUACCUCGGGAUGUAUUUGACUGACCUCGCAUUUAUAGAAGAGGGGACACCUAAUUUUACUGAUGAAGGUCUUGUAAACUUUUCCAAAAUGAGAAUGAUAUCACACAUUAUUAGGGAGAUACGUCAGUUCCAACAAACCCCAUAUAGAAUAGAUCACCAACCAAAGGUCAUUCAGUACUUACUUGACAAAACAAUGAUUAUGGAUGAAGAUACACUGUAUGAGCUCUCCUUAAAAAUUGAACCCAGGCUUCCUGCAUGA
This is a messenger RNA of Pristis pectinata (smalltooth sawfish), 3657 nucleotides long. RefSeq names its product Ras protein-specific guanine nucleotide-releasing factor 2b (gene rasgrf2b). The transcript is spliced from 27 exons. Gene Ontology annotation, cellular component: plasma membrane. Gene Ontology annotation, biological process: positive regulation of GTPase activity; Ras protein signal transduction. NCBI's taxonomy places the organism in Eukaryota, Metazoa, Chordata, Chondrichthyes, Rhinopristiformes, Pristidae. Gene Ontology annotation, molecular function: protein binding; guanyl-nucleotide exchange factor activity. The coding region runs from base 1 to 3657 and encodes 1218 amino acids. The record is from RefSeq and is a predicted model, not a curated record.